Tachyglossus aculeatus (Australian echidna) is the source of this 1195-nucleotide messenger RNA. It is a transcript of the gene MOS, whose product is annotated as MOS proto-oncogene, serine/threonine kinase. The transcript has a single exon. Gene Ontology annotation, molecular function: protein kinase activity; ATP binding. NCBI's taxonomy places the organism in Eukaryota, Metazoa, Chordata, Mammalia, Monotremata, Tachyglossidae. The coding region runs from base 31 to 1077 and encodes 348 amino acids. The record is from RefSeq and is a predicted model, not a curated record. Gene Ontology annotation, biological process: protein phosphorylation.
AGAGUGCUUCCACUUCUGGUGUGUUGCUCCAUGCCUUCUCCCAUCCCCCUGACUCGCUUCCUUCCCCGAGAGUUUUCCCCCUCCGUAGACUCGCGGCCAUGCAGCAGCCCCUUGGAGCGGCCUGGCCCAGCCGGGGCCCUCUCCCUGGGCGGGACGCCUUUCCCCAGAGCCCGCCGGUUACCCCCGCGGCUGGCCUGGUGUUCCAUCGACUGGGAACGGGUGUGUUUCCUUCAGAGGCUGGGGACCGGGGGGUUCGGCUCCGUCUACAAGGCCACCUACCACGGGGUCACGGUGGCCGUCAAGGAGGUGAAGAAGUACAGCAAGAACCGGCUGGCGUCCAGGCAGAGCUUCUGGGCCGAGCUGAACGUGGCCCGGCUCCGCCACGCCAACGUCGUGCGGGUCGUGGCUGCCAGCACGUGCACCCCCGCCGAUCAUAACAGCCUGGGGACCAUCAUCAUGGAGUAUACGGGCAGCAGCACCCUGCAUCACCUCAUCUACGGGGCCGGCCCUUGCCAAGAGGAGGGCCUGGGCCGAGAGUGCUUAAACCUGGCUACCUGCCUGAGGUACUCUCGGGACGUCGCGAGCGGCUUGCUCUUCCUUCACUCCCAAGGCGUCGUCCACUUGGACCUGAAGCCGGCCAACAUCUUGAUUACUGAGCAGGACACCUGCAAAAUCGGUGACUUCGGCUGCUCCCAGAGACUAGAGGAUCUGGUGGGCUCCGGAACCCAGCACUGCCAUUUGGGGGGCACCUACACCCACAGAGCCCCGGAGCUCCUGAAGGGAGAGACGGUCACCCCCAAAGCAGACAUUUACUCGUUCGCUAUAACCCUCUGGCAGAUGGCCACCAAGGAGGUACCUUAUUCGGGGGACCGCCACUACGUGGUCUAUGCUGUGGUGGCCUAUAAUCUGCGCCCUUCCCUCUCAGCCUCCAUCUUCUCCGACUCCCCGCCCGGCCAGAGGCUGGAGCGCCUCAUCGACCGCUGCUGGGCGUCCAGCCCCCCGCGUCGACCCGGCGCCGAGCUCCUCCUUCGCGACCUCGAUUCCUUGAGUGCCGAUUUGGGCCGACUUCACUCCUGAAACCCGCACCCGAAACAGAUGAGCUCUCUUUUGUAUUUUACCCGUCUUGUUCUCGUUCCUGGUCUUCUUGUUCUUUCGGUUCAAGAAGGGGGCGGGGUAGAGGGAGGAAAAUAUGCUG